Amyelois transitella is the source of this 2534-nucleotide messenger RNA. RefSeq names its product gephyrin (gene cin). Gene Ontology annotation, biological process: establishment of synaptic specificity at neuromuscular junction; Mo-molybdopterin cofactor biosynthetic process; postsynaptic neurotransmitter receptor diffusion trapping. Gene Ontology annotation, molecular function: molybdopterin molybdotransferase activity. Bases 203 to 2044 code for a protein of 613 amino acids. The transcript is spliced from 10 exons. Gene Ontology annotation, cellular component: postsynaptic specialization; postsynaptic membrane; dendrite. NCBI's taxonomy places the organism in Eukaryota, Metazoa, Arthropoda, Insecta, Lepidoptera, Pyralidae. The record is from RefSeq and is a predicted model, not a curated record.
GCACAGUUAUCAUUUGUUUGUAUGGUAGGAAGGUGCCGGCUUCGCGUUAUCAUUUGUUAUUUUUACCACGUUGUUUUUAUCAGUGAUGUAACAAAGGUCUUCGCAAUUAGCCAAUUUAGUCCGCGAGUAAGACUCGUAGAGGACAGUAGCGUUAUCAUAAUAAUUUACACUAUUAUUGAGUACCUAUAUAAGUAAGAUAAAUAUGGUAAAAGCAGUGGCUGUCAUCACCAUCAGUGACACAUGUUUCAAAGACAACUCCAAAGAUGCCUCCGGACCAUGCCUCGCAGAGUUGGCUCGGCAACUGUUUCCUGAAGCAAACCUACACACAAUUAUCAUCCCUGAUGAAAGAGAAAUUAUAGAGAAAGAACUCAAAUAUUUCUGUGAUUCCAACAUAGAUUUAGUGUUAACUACAGGAGGAACAGGUUUAAGUUAUAGAGAUGUCACACCAGAGGCAACCAAAGCUGUUAUACAGCGAGAAGUUCCCGCUAUACCCGUAGCUAUUACCAUGGAGAGUUUGAAGAAAACACCAAUGGCUAUGUUAUCUCGGUCUGUUUGUGGAGUGAGGGACAAGACUUUAAUCAUCAAUUUUCCUGGAAGCAAGAAAGCUGUUGUGGAAUGUUUUGAAGUUGUCCGUUCCGUGUUGCCUCAUGCCAUUUCUCUAGUAAAUGAUGACUUAGCAGAAGUUAGAACUAUUCACGAUUCUUUGAAAUUUGAUCACACAACUCCACUCACAAGUUCAGUAGAUGUUUCUAAAGUGGCUUUGAGGCCUCGUGAAUCUCCUUAUCCAAUGCUGGAGAUGGCAGAAGCUUGGAAGAUAGUGGAUGAUGUAAUGUCGCAAUGGAAAGAAAGAUUGGAGAUUAUAUCUAUAGAAGACAGUGUGGGUCGAGUAGUUGCUCAAGCAUUGCGUGCUAAGGAACCAAUGCCACCAUUCCCUGCUUCUGUUAAAGAUGGUUACGCAUGUAUGAGUAUGGACGGCGCAGGAGUCCGCCAGGUCCGGACAGCUCUAGGCGCGGGCGACGCCCCCACCUCCCCCCUCAUAUCGGGGCAGUGCGCGAGAGUCAACACGGGGGCUGCUUUGCCGGCGGGCGCCGAUUGUGUAGUACAGGUAGAAGAUACGAGAUUAGUUUCGGCCACAGAGGAUGGUCAGACGGAGUUAGAAGUGGAGAUGUUGGUGGCGCCGGAACCACAACAGGACGUGCGGCCCGUAGGCUUCGAUAUACCGAUGGGCACUGUACUUGCUAAUAAAGGGGACGUUAUUGAUUCGGCUUUGGUUGGUCUCCUGGCUGGCGCUGGUCAUCUCAACGUUACCGUCCAAGCACCUCCCAAGGUGGCGCUGUUAUCUACCGGAAACGAAUUACAAGAGCCUUCGGAAUCAAAGUUGCGGCCAGCACACAUUCGCGAUUCUAACCGCACUAUGUUAAAAGCGCUGCUUAGAGAACACGGCUACGACAGCAUCGACUGCGGCAUCGCGCGCGACUCGCCCGACGCGCUGCUGGCGGCGCUGUCCGAGGCCUUCCGCCGCAGCGACGUGCUCGUGUGCACCGGGGGCGUCUCCAUGGGCGAGCGCGAUCUGCUCAAACCCGUUCUCGUGGAGGAUUUCAGCGCUACCCUUCACUUCGGCCGCGUUCAUAUGAAGCCGGGAAAGCCUACAACGUUCGCCACCUGCCAGUUUGAAGGCAGGACGAAGUACAUUUUUGCUUUACCGGGCAACCCGGUAUCAGCGUACGUGUGCAGCCUCCUGUUCGUGAUCCGAGCGCUGCGCGUGAGCGUGGGCCGCGUGGCCGACUGGCCGCGCCUGCGCGUGCGGCUCGCGCACGCCGUCAGCGUGGACGCGCGGCCGGAGUACGCGCGCGCCGUGCUGCACUACCCCGACACCGACGACCUGCCCACGGCCACUACCCUCGGCAGCCAGUGCAGCAGCCGGCUGCUGAGCGCGUGCGGCGCGCGCGUGCUGCUGGAGCUGCCGGGCGGCGCGCGGCGGCUGCCGGCCGGCGCCGUGCUGCCCGCGCUCGUCGUGGCCCGGCUCGACAACACGCGAUACUGAACCCUUUGCUAGUCGCGCGUGUAUACCGCAAUCCCGUACCCCCACUUUGGAAUCAAAUGCACCUUUGAAUCACGUUUAAGUAAUCUCACAUAUUUUUUUUUUAAAGUCGAUUUAACAUUAUUACAAUCCGCAAAAAAAAUCCUAAGGAAGUUCUAUGUGAUUAAGAAUAUAAUAUGAUUCACAACGCGGCCCGAUAUUCUUACUUUUUUUUUAUGUAGUCAGUAUGUGCUCAGUAAAUUUUAUUCAUAUUUUUCAACAACAAUCUCUAACAACUCUUAUAGUCGUUACCUAUUAAAUUAAAAUGUUUAAAAUAGUGUUAUUCACUUAAAGCCGAACUUAUAAAAAAAAAUAGAAUGAUAGCUACCUACCUAAUAAAAAAUGUGGUGCCAAGGUAAAACAGCCAACUCGUUUUAUGUAUUGUUAAUCCUUCACUUUGUUAUUUAUACUUCGCCAAUACAGAUUUUUAUCUAUACUUAAAGUGUAGGAUUGA